UCCCCACCCCCCGUUGAUUCCUGUGUGCUUGGCAAAGCUGUUUUUGUUUCGGGGAAUGCCUCUUGUUCUUUAGGUGCCUGAAUCGGAGAGUUGUCUUCUGUCUAAGCCUCCGGAUCUCGGCACGUGGGGAGAAAACGAUCCUCUAAUCCGGCGGAUUUCUCUUUUGCACCUUUCCCCCUGCCCUUUUGGUCUCUGUGGGAUUGGAUACGGCCAAGGGAUUUCAGAGGCGGCGGCGGCGGCGGCGGCCCCUCCAGGCCAGUCAGGGAGGGGAGGGAAGAGCGACGCAGCCGCUACCGGGGGAAGACGCUCGGCUUCCGGGCGCCGAGGCCCGGCGCGGGUGGGUGUCGGACUUCGUCGCUGCCACGGUGUCUGCUGCGGGCAGAGAGCAACAGAGACCGCGGAGAAGCCCGACCUGCUCCACGACGAGCCGCCCUGAUCCGAUCCCCGCGGCCAGGCCCCCUGCAUGCAGCCCUCACCCUGGAGCGGAGGCGGCGGAUCGAGGAGCUCUCGCGAUCCUCCCGGCAGCGGCUGCUCCAGUCCAGGGACAGGAUGUUCUCCAAGUUCACCUCCAUCCUGCAGCACGCCGUGGAGGCGCUUGCACCCUCUCUUCCAUUGCAAGAAGAUUUUGUUUACCACUGGAAGGCGAUCACCCAUUAUUACAUAGAGGCUUCAGAUGACAAAGCUCCUGUAACGGAUACGAACAUUCCGUCCCACCUGGAGCAAAUGUUGGAUAUUUUAGUUCAGGAAGAAAAGGAGAGGGACUUUGGGGAAACGGGGCCUUGCAUGGAAUAUCUGCUACAUCACAAGAUCUUGGAGACUUUGUACACCCUGGGCAAGGCCGAUUGUCCUCCAGGCAUGAAACAGCAGGUUUUGUCUUUUUAUACAAAGCUUCUGGGAAGAAUACGACAACCUCUUCUCCCACAUAUAAAUGUACACAGGCCUGUGCAGAAAUUAAUCAGACUUUGUGGUGAAGUCCUGGCAACACCCACAGAAAAUGAAGAAAUCCAGUUUCUUUGCAUAGUGUGUGCAAAGUUGAAACAAAAUCCAUACUUGGUUAACUUCUUCCUAGAGGUAAAUCAAGAUCCUGUCCUACACACUUCCAGGAGGCAGAAUAAGCUAAAAGGGCUGGCUUCAAAAGGUUCUGCAAGCUUAAUUACAGAAGACAUGCUAAGAGGUCAAGAUUCUGAGGCCGGACAGUCUGUUGAAGAAACAUCAAGUGGAGUGGAACAAGCAGCAAGAGAAAAUGAUCUUCCUCAGCAGGCAGAUGACCUGUCCGCAAGUCUAGAAGAAUUGAAUAUCCCUUCAUCCUCUGAGUCUUUGUCUUUUCAUCCACAUGGGGACUAUAAUUUGGUGAAUUCUCUGCUCAGUCUCACCAAAAGUCCGGAUGGCCGAAUAGCUGUGAAAGCUUGUGAAGGCCUCAUGCUUCUAGUAAGUCUGCCUGAGCCCGCCGCCGCCAAAUGUUUAACACAGAGUACAUGCUUAUGUGAACUGCUGACAGACAGACUGGCAUCCCUCUACAAAGCUCUUCCUCAUUCGAUGGAUCCCUUAGAUAUUGAAACUGUGGAGGGCAUUAACUGGGGCUUGGAUUCCUACAGCCACAAAGAAGAUGCGUCUGCCUUUCCAGGGAAAAGAGCCCUGAUUUCAUUUUUAUCCUGGUUUGAUUACUGUGAUCAACUCAUUAAGGAAGCUCAGAAGACAACUGCUGUUGCCAUGGCAAGCUCAGUGCGGGAAAGUUUUUUUGUUGGUGUCAUGGAACCCCAGCUGAUGCAAACUUCAGAGAUUGGCAUUCUCACAUCAACUGCCUUGUUGCAUCGUAUUGUUCGUCAAGUCACUUCCGAGGCUUUAGUGCGUGAGAUGGUUUGCUUCAUCCUUGGAGAGCAGAGGCAGCCUGAAAAUGUGACUGACAUCAACAGACACCCUUUGCGACAUCGCUUAAUUGAGCACUGCGAUCACAUUUCAGAUGAGAUCAGCAUAAUGACUCUCAGAAUGUUUGAGCACCUUUUGCAAAAGCCAGACGAGCACAUUCUUUAUAACUUGGUUCUUAGAAAUUUAGAGGAGAGGAACUAUACAGAAUAUAAACUACCCUGCCAAGAAGAUAAAGAUGUGGUGGAGAACGGCCAGAUAGCAGGAGCUGUAGACUUAGAAGAAGAUCCUUUAUUUACUGAUCUUUCUCCUGAUACCAUGCUGUCAAACCAGGAGUGGCUUAGUGCUUCUCCACCUGCCAGUCCAGAACAUCCGAAAAAUGAUGGGAAGACUGAAGUUCAUAAAAUUGUAAAUAGUUUUCUCUGUUUAGUACCAGAUGAAGCCAAAUCUUCCUACCAUGUGGAGGGCACAGGUUAUGAUACCUACCUCAGAGACGCCCAUCGACAAUUCCGAGACUACUGCGCGAUAUGCUUACGAUGGGAAUGGCCAGGUUCUCCUAAACCUUUGGAAAAGUGCAAUUUAGAAGCUUCAUUCUUUGAAGGACAUUUCCUGAAAGUUCUCUUUGAUAGAAUGGGCAGAAUUCUUGAUCAGAAGCAGCAAUGGGCAGUGACUUUCAGGCAGACGUACCACAGCAAAAUACCACAAUCUUUUCACACAUCUGUGUUCAUGUUUUGUCCAUAUGAUGUCAAUUUACAAGUCACAUCCGUGUUGUCCAAACUUUCUUUGUUUCCUCAUCCACACAUCCAUGAAUACCUUUUGGAUCCCUACGUCAAUCUGGCUUCUGGCUGCCGCUCUCUUUUUUCAGUAAUUGUCAGGGUUGUUGGGGAUCUCAUGGUGAGGAUCCAGCGCAUACCUGAUUUCACGUCUAAACUUCUCCUGGUCAGGAAGCGUCUCCUUGGCUUAGAGCCAGAAGGGCCCAUUGUUGACCACAUGACAUUGCUAGAAGGUGUGAUUGUAUUAGAAGAGUUUUGUAAAGAACUGGCUGCAAUUGCGUUUGUGAAAUACCAUGCAUCAUCCACGCCAUAAGCAGCUACCUUGAGUGUCCAAACUGCAAGAUCAUCUUGUGUUUCAAUCUGAAAAGACUAAUAACUCUCCCCAGGCAAGAAAGGAAAAAGCAAAGCAUUGGCAUCCAUUCAAAUGGUAGUGCUGUUUUUUUAAUUCAUUGGCACUGACUCUCUGGAUAUAAGAAAAUGGGUGUUUUGCCUACAACACAAUCAAAAGGACAUUGACAGAACAAACCAAGCUCAAAGAGCUAUGCACAUCAAGACUUUAAGGGGUUUUCUUGUUUUAGUCACCUUCUAGGAGGCAGGAGUUUUUAUAUCCUUUAGGGUUCAUAUGUUUGUUUGUUUUAAUAGUUUUUGUCUCAUAGCUGAGUUAUUUUAUCCCUUUAAUGGAAACCAAUAAGCAAUUAAAGCAUUUUAAAGUAUUUAAAAUAACAUAUAAAAAUAAGAGGCUGCAGAUGCACAAGCAGCUUCAAAUGAAAAUGAGAUCAUUUUUCUUUGUGUCUUUCAUAUUGUUUGAGCCCUUUAUUCACUGUUUAUUACAAAUGUAUCUGUUACACUAGUGUAACAGGUGAUCACACGUAUACUCAAGUGUUGGUUUCCCUUGAGUCCUUUGUUCUCCUUUGUUAUACUUCAUAACUUUAUUUGCCUUCUCUUUCAUAUUGGAGCCCUAGCUUGCUUGAUCCAAAUGUCUAUUUACAGGAAUGGUAAUAAUACAGGAUACUUAAUAGGACAGGUUUUCCUUAGAUAUGUCUGUGAUUAAUUGGCUGAGGAGUAUCUUGUGCCUUGAUGAUUGGCAGUAUCAGUGUUUUGUGAUUUUAAAAUACUUUAUUGCUUAUCUAAUUGAAUGGCUGUAGCAUCCAGGCCAAGGGAUGGCUGAUAUUGCUUCUCGCUGAUGCUACUUUUUAAUAAUGUAUAUAGUGUCAAAUUCUUUGUAGGCUGUUGCAUGCCUUGUGUUGCAAAAUUUGUGAUCUUAUUGUUUGCAACAGGAAUGCAUUGUAAACAAAGGAUCCCGUUAUUCCGUUAUAAUCUGUUAUCAGUUAGAUUGGCCAAUCUAGGACAGACACUGGAGCCAGCUGUCCCUCCCUUUCUUGCAUUUUAUUCACCAGUGCCAGUCUCUUCUUAGGCAAAACUCCAAGCCACUAUACUGUCUGCCAUGAGUUGGAAAGAGAUACUAUAAGAAACAUGUGGUGGUGGUAACCAUGUGUGGAGAGGCUAGCUUGGCUAUAUUACUCAUUUAAAAAGCUAGAAGAGCACAGGUGAUUGGCUGAUCAGAUUUGGCUUGUGGGCUGGCAGGGUGAUUGUAGGUUGCUGACUAUUGGAGUUGAGUUGAAAAUACACUGGCUCAAAGUGAUGAGGGAGAUUAGCUACACGUGUUUAAUGCUAACCUGUGGAUUAAUCGUGGCAUAGCGCUGUGUCUGAAUCCAGCCAAAGAGUUGUCUUUUAUUACAGGAGAAGCUCAGCCAAAUAACAGCCUGACUGAGCAAAUUCAUGUGUACCCUCUGAUCAUCAAGGUACUUGCCUUCUUUGCAGAAAUUGGUAGCACAGUGAAGAUGGUUUUUUAAUGUCCUUGUGCAUCAAAUUUCUGAACUGGCUCACAAAUGCAACUGGAGAAAGUAAAUAUAAGGAAAGGGUUCACUUAUUUUCUGAGCAUAAGAUGGACAUUAGGAAGUAAAUAAACAACAUAGCAUAUGGAAACAGGCCACCUGAAAAAGUUUUUACCUUUUUAACAUGGCAGGUAAAAUGAAUAAAAAUAAAUAAGGUAGGAUAUAGAUUAUGUUGUUAAAUAGGAAUGAUAGUGAUUAAUGCAAUGUGUGUUAAUCUGGGCCUCUUCAGUACAACAGCACUCGAGCAAAUAUCUGAAAAUUGAUCAUGUGCCUAAAUCUCAAGUUAAGUUCCUAAGACUCGGGCAUAUGCCACAGAGAAGAUGCUUGAGCUCCAUAUGCUUUGCUGAUGCUCUGUCUUGUGCUGAAAUCUACAACCAACAUUCUCUAGAGAAAACCCGUGGGAAGUUCACUGAAGUCAGUGAGAUGUCUGCAGCAGUGCCCCAAAGUAAGUGGGAGGCAGCCUUAAUUUUUAAAGUUUUCCUGGAGGUGGUAGUACUGUUUUCAUUCUUUUCUAAAAUAUUUUUAAAGCAGUCCUAUGCCCUGUUUCAGAUGUACAUUUGGAAGAAUAUAAUUACUCAAAAGUAUAUGGAGUAAAAUUUAUUUCUCAAACUUGUGUACUGUUAAACCUUUCUAAUUCUCUACAAUUCUAAAGCUAUUCAGACUACAUUGCACUUCAUUUUCAAAUUUGGUUUUUGUGUAAAGACUAUAUCUGUUCAAGCAGAAUUGUACAACAUGCAAGUUCACUUUACUUUUAAAAAUGUCAAGAUCCAAGUUUGAUUGCAUAGGCCAGGCAUAUUGAAGAUAAGAACAUAUAUUGAACACAUGAAUAUUUAGUUGGCCAGUAAGCCCCAGUGAUGUCAUUUCAACAACUAACAUUGUCCCAUGCCCUUUUAAGAGUUAAGAUGUGGACUUGUCAUGAUACAUAUCACAAAACUAGGAAAAGCUUUAACCCUUUCUCUCUUCAUGGGAGUUGCUUUUAUGGACCCAUGCAUUAUAGCAGCUACUUCUUAUUUUUGUAAAAAUGAUUUCCUUCCCAAACCAAGUUGUUUAAUUUUUAUAUCUUUUCCCCCCAUGCACUUUUAUUUUAAAGGCUGGUAUAGUCCUUGUUUAAAUUGUUUAAAUCUAUGCAUGUCAUAACCCUCCCUGUUCCAACUAGAGAGAGAGAGAGAGAGAGUGAGUGUGUGUGUGUGUGUGUGUAAGUGCGCGCAUGUGUGUAGAUGCAUGUGUCGUUAUUUAUUAUCCACCAGAGAACGUAUAAUCUGCUUUCCAGAAGUACUGAGCAACCACCAGUUGUAAAGAUGUUAGUGGUAGCUAUUGGGUUCUCAGUAUCAUUAAAAUACAACAAACAGUGUUUAUGUAUGUGGAUGGAUGGGGAAAGCUGGAAUCGCUUGAGUUCCAUGAUGCAGAUCCAAUUUUAAUUUUUACAUAAAUAAAAUGUAUGUAAAUAAAGGCACCUUUUUCACUUUUUUGCUAUCUAUUGUAUGUAUUUAAUUUAGCUUAUUCUGUAAUAAGCAACAUGCUGCAUCUAGAAAAACAGCCAUUUCUCCUUAGUCUGUUUUUAUUAUGGUUGUAGAUGUCUGCCUACUACUCUGAUCUUUUCUAUGCAUUCUCAUAUAAUGUGUUCAUCGGUGCAAUAUGGGAGCUGUGAUACUAGCCACAGCUUCAGCCUGGUUGUACAUCAUCUGUUUACGUGUGUAUAUUUGUAUACUAAUGGACUGAAAUGCAGCAUUUGCUUGCAGUGUUGCCAGUGCAAAGACUGUAACGCUAAGUUCUACAGGGCACAGUAAUCAUAGUAUUUCUUUAUAAAAGCAUGACAGCUGCUCACUAUGAGCUCCUGAAUGCAGCAGAGCCUUCAGUGUGAAAUAACAUCCUCAUUUAACUUGGUAUGAGAUACAGUGGUCCCUCUACUUACGAAAUUAAUCCGUUCCGAAUGCACAUUUGUAAGUCGAAAAAUUCGUAAGUCGAAAAGCGGUUUCCCAUAGGAAUGCAUUGGGAACGGAUUAAUGCGUUCCGGAGCCUAGAAAAAAGACCCAGACCCCCAGUAAGGCUUGCAAACUGCACAGGAACAUUUCUUUUCAAGAAUAAACAGGCAGUAAACAGGCAGGCAAGUCAAGGAAACCGCAUGUAAAAUUUGUAAGUCGAGGAAACCCCAUCUAAAAAUUUGUAAGUCGAGGAAACCCCAUCUAAAAAUUUGUAAGUCGAAAAAACCGCAUCUAAAACCGGAUCUAAAACUGCCGUUUGUAACUCGAAAAAUACUUAUGUCGAGUAGUUUGUAAGUCGAGGGACCACUGUACAGCAAAGUACAAUGCUAAAGUUAUACAUUCAUUGUUGUCCUCAGUUGUGUGAUAAAUUAAGAUCUGCAUCUAAGAUCUAAUUAAGAUCUGUAUCUAAGAAAUUAAGAUGCAUCUCUUCUCACACAUACACACACAGUACAAUCAUGAUUUAUAAUUCCUGUGCCCUGUUAUCUAGUGCUACAAGGUCUCUCUCUUUAUACACGCACACACACACACACUUUUCUUUUUUCCCUCCUGUCUUGUUUACAUUAAACAGAAGAUGUUCAGUAAACCUUCCCUGUUGAACUUUGUGUAGUUCACUUGAUGACAACAUUUGCCAAGGUAUAAUAGACCCAUGGGGAAUGGUUGGAAUGGCCAUGUUACAGUAUACACAGCGUUAACUUGUGUCAGCAACUUUAAUUCAGACACGUUUUGUGGUUAAAAAGCAUGCAUGAAGGAUUAAAAGGGAUACAGUAUUCUUAAAAAUAAAUUAAUAUAAUUUAAACCAA
This is a messenger RNA of Hemicordylus capensis (graceful crag lizard), 7313 nucleotides long. RefSeq names its product FHF complex subunit HOOK interacting protein 2A (gene FHIP2A). The transcript has 19 exons. The record is from RefSeq and is a predicted model, not a curated record. Lineage: Eukaryota; Metazoa; Chordata; Lepidosauria; Squamata; Cordylidae. Bases 550 to 2949 code for a protein of 799 amino acids.